Effrenium voratum is the source of this 1214-nucleotide messenger RNA. Lineage: Eukaryota; Dinophyceae; Suessiales; Symbiodiniaceae. The record is from the annotation of a GenBank genome assembly.
AGCUACGGCCGGCUCAAAGGCCACGGUUCAAAGCUACAGACCAUUCUGCUCCGCGCACUUUGGGUGAUGUACUUCGACUUUGACUGGAAAGAUGCUCCGCUGUCGUCGCGGACCGUGCCUGUCAUCACAGGUGUGCUUUACUUGCUGAUGGUCUUCAUUCUUCCGCGCUUUGUGCCGCCUGGUGGCUACAAACUGGACAAGGUGAUGGUGGCUCACAACUUUGUGUUGAGCGGCCUAUCCUUGGUCAUGUGCUUGGGCUGUGCCUUUGAGAUGAUUCGAAGAAUCCAGAACGACAAUGACGCAGAGUGGAUGUUUUGUGAGAAUCCGGCCACUCCGGCCCACGGCUCGCUUUACUUCUGGUCCUAUGCGUUCUACAUUAGCAAGUACUACGAGCUGGUAGACACAUUGCUCGCAAUUCUGCGAGCAUCCAGGCCGCCGCACUUUGGUUUGCAUGUCUACCACCACGCGCUGGUUCCGGUGAUGGUCUGGAACUGGCUCGAAUACCGGAUGAACCUCCAACACGUAGGACUCCUUUGGAACACCUUUGUUCACGUGGUGAUGUACGCCUACUAUGCCCUGAAGGUGUUGAAGAUCCCCACGCCAUGGAAGAAGUGGGUGACGCGCUUGCAGAUCCUGCAAUUCCUGACCAGUGUGGCCAUGGCUCCGGUGGCCAUGAAGUACAUGUGGGAGGCACCAUUUGGAAGUAGGUGUGCUGGGCAGCGUACUAUGUGGGUCAACCUUGCCUUCAACAUCACACUGCUUUGGCAGUUUGUCGGAGUCCUCUUUACCCCUGCACGAGAAGAGGCUCUGAAAAAGACUACUUGAUGCGACUCACAAGUUCGCACUCGCAAUGGUCAUUGCCCAGCUAAUUCAGCUGUCAGUUUUCCAGCGACCCGUAACUGCGCUGAGGAGCGCUCCUCAUAGCGCAGGUUUCAGGUCAAGCUCGUCUUGCGGCGACGUUUCACAGCACGUUGACAAGCGUCACUUGCUCGUGCUUUCGCGUGUACUCUUUUUUUGCGCCCUACAUGUCUCACAACCCCUGCUAGAGGAUUGUCUAGCAGAAGAGCAGGCGAACUUGCUCGCUUGUGAUUGUGUGGUGUACUGUGCUAGGAGUGCGUCGGCAUCUCGAUGCGCUCUGCACUAGCCAAUGCAGGUAGGCUGGGCCACUCUUUGAGUGGUGUCUAUUCUAUACACUUGUACACGAUACGCGAGAA